UCCUCAGCUGAUGUUGUCAAAACUCAUACGUCAAAUUUUAUUUCGUUAACAGUAAAUGUAUCUUUCGGACGCGUAUUCCGCGUAAAUAUUUAAAAUUUUCUUAUAAUUACGAAGAGUUGUUCAUGGCUAUCAAACAUUAACAGCAAAAUUAUUUAUUGCCGUGUAAGAACCUACGUUGUUCGUAAACUUUUAAGUGGUACAUCGUAGUGACAUAAUUUUGGUGUUGUGAUGUAGAAAGUUUAAGCAUUUGCAUUAAAUCAGCGGUGAAAGUUUGUUGCGUGCUCAAUGAAGAAAUGACCACGGAUCAUCCUCCUAACCUAAAUAAAUUCCACACCUUAAUUUAUUGAUAUUUCAUUAAAUACAGCGCAUUUUACAAAACCUCAGCCAUGGCUCUGAAGAUGGAACAGAAAAAUGAUUUUGAGUUCAUUAUGAAAAGUCUGUUGGCCGGUGGUGUUGCUGGCAUGUGCGCUAAGACGGCUGUAGCACCUUUAGACCGUAUAAAGAUACUGCUGCAAGCCCAGUCGGUGCACUACAAGCAUCAUGGAGUGUUUGGGGGGCUCAUGGCCAUCGUCAAACAGGAGUCCCUCAUCGCCCUAUACAAGGGCAACGGGGCUCAGAUGGUGCGGAUAUUCCCGUAUGCUGCCACACAGUUUACCAGCUUUGAGAUAUACAAAAAGUACCUAAACGGCCUCAGCAUACCCAUGAUCCAACAUGGUGACAAGUUCGUCGCCGGCGCGGGGGCAGGUGUCACCGCGGUGACACUAACUUACCCGCUUGACACUAUCAGGGCGCGGUUGGCGUUCCAAGUGACGGGGGAACAUAGAUACACCGGGAUCUCGCAUGCAGCUGUCACUAUAUUUAAGACUGAGGGUGGUAUGCGGGCACUGUACCGGGGGUUCGUGCCGACUCUGGUGGGGAUGGUGCCGUACGCCGGGUUCAGCUUCUACUGUUUCGAGUCGCUAAAGUAUUUCUGUAUGAAGUACAUGCCGACCACGCUGUGUAGGAAGUGCGAGAGGAACACAGGCGGCCUCGUCCUGACCGUCCCGGGUAAGCUGUUGUGCGGCGGCCUGGCGGGCGCGGUGGCGCAGUCGGUGUCCUACCCGCUCGACGUGACGCGUCGCCGCAUGCAGCUCGCCACCAUGGACCCCGCCACGGCUAAGUUUGGCGUCGGCAUGGUCCAAACCCUAACCCACAUAUACCGUGACAACGGAGUCAUGAAAGGCCUUUACCGCGGCAUGACGGUCAACUACCUGCGAGCUAUACCCAUGGUGGCCACCUCCUUCUCCACAUACGAGCUCAUGAAGCAGCUGCUCAACCUGGACACCGGCAUGAAGGUUUCAUAGUGAUAGACAGAGAUGGCAAGAGAGGGAAAGAGAUAGAAUAGUGAAAUCUUAAGCAUUCGUUUUGGAAACAAAAGAGAAUAUUUUUGACGUUUGGCGUUUUAUAUAAAGUUGUCCAAGUUUUGGAGUCCAAAAUUGAUAUUUUUAACAAUCCAAAAAGGAUCUUAUUUAUGUGCAGUAAAGUAGUAAGUAAUGCCAACGUCGUAAAUUUGGACUCCAGCUAUAUAUAUGAGGACACAACAGCAUUUUCGCGCUCUCUCUUUGCAAUAAGUCCUUAAUAUCUAAACACACUAAGCUGAAAAUACGCGGCCGAAGUUCGGCAUGAUUACGCCAGCAAUGUAUU
This is a messenger RNA of Aricia agestis (brown argus), 1683 nucleotides long. Its product is annotated as graves disease carrier protein-like. Bases 387 to 1343 code for a protein of 318 amino acids. Gene Ontology annotation, cellular component: mitochondrial inner membrane. The record is from RefSeq and is a predicted model, not a curated record. NCBI's taxonomy places the organism in Eukaryota, Metazoa, Arthropoda, Insecta, Lepidoptera, Lycaenidae. The transcript is spliced from 6 exons. Gene Ontology annotation, biological process: transmembrane transport.